GCUAAGUGCGGCAGGCGGGGUCGGGUGAGGUUCAUUUGGGCGGCUAGAGGAGGUGCUGACGGAAGCGGGCGAGUGGAGAGGGACCAUGGGCUGCUUUUUUUCGAAGAGAAGAAAACAGGCCAAAGAGCCGCAGCUCGGUGCUGACAGCGGCGACCGAAAUGCUGCUGGCGAUGCGGGAACUGAGAAGCAGCCGCAGUACAGUUGGGACCAGCGAGCCAAGAUUGAUCCAAAAGACUAUAUGUUUUCUGGACUCAAGAAUGAAACAGUGGGACGUUUACCUGGGAAAGUUGGAGGUCAACAGUUUGUUAUUCAGGACUGUGAGAACUGCAAUAUCUACAUCUUUGACCACUCAGCUACAAUCACUAUUGAUGACUGUACGGGCUGCCGAAUCUUUUUAGGACCUGUAAAAGGCAGUGUGUUUUUCCGUGAUUGCAAGGACUGUAAAUGUAUAGUGGCUUGCCAACAGUUUCGUACAAGGGACUGCAGGAAGAUGGAAGUGUUUUUGUGCUGUGCCACCCAACCCAUUAUAGAAUCCUCUACAGGUAUGAAGUUUGGAUGUUUCCAGUACUACUAUCCAGAGCUGGCUUUGCAGCUGAAAGAUGCUGGUCUGAGUAUCUUCAACAACACAUGGAGUAAUAUCCAUGACUUCACGCCAGUUUCAGGAGAGAACAAUUGGGGUCUUCUACCAGAGGAUGCUCUAGCUCAGGAUGCAGUACCCCUUCCAACAACUGAAGAACUGAAGGCUGUGAGAAUUUCAACUGAUGCCAACAAGAGCAUAAUUCCAGUAACACGGGGGCAACGUCCAAAGUGCAGUGAGGAGUCUUGCCUGGUAGUGUUCUUUGCUGGGGAUUAUGCAACUGCAAAUGCUAGGAAAUUGAUUGAUGAGAUGACUGGAAGAGGCUUCUCCUUGGUACAGACUAAGGAAGUUCCAAUGAAAGCUGAUGAUGCACAAAGGGUAUUCCAGCAAAAAGCAUCUGACUUUAUUUCUUCCCUUGAAAAAGGUUCUGUUAUUGCUCUGGAGUUCAAUGGAGAUGGUUCCAUAGCAGCCUGUCAAGACAUUAUUGCUAAGGUCUUCACCAGUACUAAGGUUUUUGUAUCUGAAGACAAGACAUCUGCUUCCAGAGAGGUAGACAGCUUCUAUAACUUUGCUGAUAUGCAGAUGGGAAUGUGAAACAAAUGUGACACAGAAAUGUUACUCACAGGUGAUCACAUUGACAAUUGAGAUAUAUUUAGGUUUGUAUAUCUUGUCUGCAUUGAUAGUCAAAUAUUCAAUAGUAAAUUACUUACUUUUACAAAAAGAAUAACAUUGACUGCAUUCUACAAACACCAUAUUUUUAUAAGGUGAUAUUAAGUAUAAUUUCAGUACUCAUCUCCUGUAAUGUAUAUAAUGUGAUGGCAUCCAAAGUUUUCUUGCCAGUUUUCCUGACAUCAGAAAGGUGGUACAUAUGAACAUUUGUCUUGAUGAAGGUUCAGAUGGAUUUAACUGAUUUGCAACUUCUGAAUUGGUGUUUAAAAAAAACAAACAACCGUUCCCAUUGUAGGUAACAUGCUUUCACCAAAAACAAGUGUGGUCAUGCCAAAAUUAAACUCUUCCUGAUCACAUUGGGAUUGGGAAAGAUUUAAGCAAGCCUCCAACUGAUUUUAGUGUGACUUCGCUAGAUCAUAUUUUGUGAGCAUUGGAGCUGCUAGUUGCUUGAAUGUUUUCCUCUGAAGUCCCAGGUUCUAGCUCUUCUCAGGAUGUAGCAGCAUAGUGGUUCAUAUACUCUGGAAAUAUAAGCAGUUUAUGUGAGGGGUGCAGAUGCAUGACACAAGUGUUUUUGCUUCUGAUGCAAGCAAAAAGUGGAGACUUGUGGCUCAUUCUGCUGGUUCUGUUAACAUCCUGCUCUGGGUGUUUUUGUUCUUUGAAGGGAUAGACUGGGAUAUCCAAAAGAAGCAGGACUUAUGGGAAAAAAUUCACUUCUGAUUGCCUUCUGAUAUAAAAUCCACAGUGGAAGAUCACAGAUCUUGCACAUGAAGAUCUGUAGGGAGGCAGCAUUGAUUUCAUUUUAUUAUUUUUGCUACCUGUGAUUCUCAAGAUUUUAAAAGAAGGAACAUUUGUAGGACUUUAAGGAAUUACAUCAUCAAUACUACUAUAUCUUAAAAUGAACCUGGUAACACGGUUGUUAUCUUUCAUAUAUUUUGAGUACAAUAUUAAGUUUAAUGCAAUUUUAAGAAUACAAGCUAUGAAGUUAAAUCCUUAAGAUCUGUGCAAGUCACAAAAAAACUAUUGUAAGAGAGAUUUUGUCAAAUCCCUCUUCUGGCCACUGUCCCCUACACCUUGUCCUCUAAAGCUGAGGAGUUGCAUUCUGAGGCAUAGAGAGCUGCAGUGUGAAGAGGUAUGUGGCAAAAUCUCUCUGCAAGCAAGUCCCUUAAGAUCUGCCUCACAUUCUCAUCCAUGCUGAACCUGGGCCUUGGAAAGGAAGUCAGCUUUGCGUAAACUGAGUGAUGUUCCACAGUUCCACUAAUUAUACUGAGGUGUAAUUUGUGUUCUUUUAAAAAAAAGUCAUUGUGUUUACUCUUAUUCCACAAUGACUGUCAAGAUGUGCUAUAUGUAAAUAAGGGUGUUUCUCCUAUAUUAACACUUUAUACUGGCUAAAGACUACCUGAGGGGUUUUUUUUAAUUAAUAUAUGAGACUUCAGCACGAAAUUGAACUUCAAUCAGUCAGUGAAAAUUCCCUGCCACAUGCAGGGAGAAAUCAUUGUAGAUCAAAAUGGGUAGCUAGUUUGUCAAAUCAGUCAAGAUUUUUAAAAACAUUUUCUGUUUUCUUUUAUACAGUCAAAAUUGAAGGAUUUUUUAUAGUUUCUAAAAUAUUUUAAUUAAACAUUGCCAGUUGAAAAAUAUUCUUUACAAUGUAAAAUGCAUCAUCUAUGUCAUUGAUAUCUAUUGUAUUACAGUAUGUGCUUUAUCAAAGUUUUGUUUGUUAUGGCUUUUAUACACUGCUUGUCUAGCUUUUGUGAUAUGUGAUUUGUAAUAAAUAAUUCCAUAAAAA
Heteronotia binoei (common prickly gecko) is the source of this 3029-nucleotide messenger RNA. Its product is annotated as protein XRP2-like. Gene Ontology annotation, biological process: post-Golgi vesicle-mediated transport. The transcript is spliced from 5 exons. NCBI's taxonomy places the organism in Eukaryota, Metazoa, Chordata, Lepidosauria, Squamata, Gekkonidae. The record is from RefSeq and is a predicted model, not a curated record. Gene Ontology annotation, cellular component: periciliary membrane compartment; cilium. Gene Ontology annotation, molecular function: GTPase activator activity. Bases 86 to 1171 code for a protein of 361 amino acids.